AUGCCGGCGUUUUUAUGUGGUGAUUCGCCGGUUUACUUCUGGGUUCCUGCCAGUCCUGAUUUGGAACGCAUCGUGCGUUCCAAAUUAUUUCCGGAUUCUGGCGGUCUUCCAUUUGGAAUGCAGCGUGUUCCAUCUCGUCGAAAUCCAUCUCCCAAAUACUUCCGGGUUCCGGUGUCCUUCUAUUUGGAACGCAACUUGUGUUCCACUUCAUCCUGGUGUCAAAGUCCAUCAUUGGAACGCACACUAAAAUAG
Molecule: messenger RNA, 252 nt
Organism: Pelobates cultripes (western spadefoot toad)
Lineage: Eukaryota; Metazoa; Chordata; Amphibia; Anura; Pelobatidae
Source: the annotation of a GenBank genome assembly